UGAAGUGCUGAUUGGCUAUCUGUCUCGAAGCUCUCAUUCCUUCCCCUCCCCUUUCCUGGAUCCGAAGUGAAAUUAGUAGCAAGAAAGCAUGUAAUUGACAGUCACGUGAGCACGGGGGGCACAGACAGAGAAGGAGAGAAAAAAAUCAAAAGAGGGAAAGCACGCUAGACCAUGCGAGCUAAAUUUGUGAUCGCUGGAAAUCGGGAUGUUAAAUUGAUGCUGAAAAUCACCUUAUUUCAAAGAAAAAGUUUUCUUCUCAGAAGUUUGGAACAGAGGGCCCGUGGGGAAACAUGGCCGAAGGAGGGGCGGGUAAAGGUGGCGGAGAAGACCAAGCGCAAUUGCCAGAGCUGGAAGAAGAGGAAGAAUCCCAGGUUGUUUAUGGAGCGGGCUAUUGUAAAUGGUUCAAUGUGCGGAUGGGAUUCGGAUUUAUUUCAAUGACCAGUUGGGAGGGAAGCCCACUCGAGAUCCCAGUAGACGUCUUCGUACACCAAAGCAAGCUUUACAUGGAAGGAUUCCGAAGCCUUAAAGAAGGAGAGCCGGUGGAGUUCACGUUUAAAAAAUCUUCCAAAGGCUUUGAAUCCUUACGGGUUACGGGUCCAGGAGGCAGCCCCUGCCUCGGCAGCGAGAGACGACCCAAAGGGAAGACUGUGCAAAAAAGAAAAACGAAGGGAGACCGAUGCUACAACUGCGGUGGCCUGGAUCACCAUGCUAAGGAAUGUAACCUACCGCCUCAGCCAAAGAAGUGCCAUUACUGUCAAAGCAUCAUGCACAUGGUGGCAAACUGCCCUCACAAAACUCUACAGCUGCCCACUGGUUCUCAGGGAAGACAUGAAGCAGAACUGCAACCCUCUACCUCCUCUUUCCUGAGAGAAGGGACCUGCUCAGUCCCACCGCAAGCUCAGGAGGGCAGGCCUGAGACGGUGGAGCGAUCAGGCCGUUCCCCCCAAGAAGUUUCCUCAAGCAAGUCUUCUGCAUCCCUGGAAGACCCCAGUAAGAAAGGGCCUUCUGUUCAGAAACGGAAAAAGACUUGAAUGAAGCUUUAUUAAAGUUUAUCAAGCUUGUACCCUCUUUUUUAAUUUUGAUACAGCAUCUACCUCAUACUUGUAAAAGUACAGGGGAAGGGAUUCACUCAAAGCAGCUCCACUUUUUAAACUACUGUCUUAAAACUGUGAAUUUUUUAAUUUUUUUUAUUAUUAUUUUAAUUUAACCUUAACCAAUCCAUCUACACAGAUUGUGGUCCUAAGUGCACAUUUUAAGGAUGGCUUUAAA
Messenger RNA from Acipenser ruthenus (sterlet), 1269 nucleotides. RefSeq names its product protein lin-28 homolog B-like. Gene Ontology annotation, molecular function: zinc ion binding; nucleic acid binding. Lineage: Eukaryota; Metazoa; Chordata; Actinopteri; Acipenseriformes; Acipenseridae. The transcript has 4 exons. The record is from RefSeq and is a predicted model, not a curated record. The coding region runs from base 291 to 1031 and encodes 246 amino acids.